Messenger RNA from Boeremia exigua, 1148 nucleotides. RefSeq names its product Ser-Thr-rich glycosyl-phosphatidyl-inositol-anchored membrane family-domain-containing protein. Bases 146 to 922 code for a protein of 258 amino acids. Lineage: Eukaryota; Fungi; Ascomycota; Dothideomycetes; Pleosporales; Didymellaceae. The record is from RefSeq and is a predicted model, not a curated record. The transcript is spliced from 2 exons.
CAACAUACCAGUCCACGAACUUGAGGAAUUUGUCCCCUGCCGCUCUUUAAAGCACCAGUCACUCUCUAAACACCCCCCCUCCAAACCAGUACUCUCACUACCUUAAUCGUCGCUUCACACACGUUAAUAAAAUAAUACCGACAACAUGUUCACCAAGGCCUCCAUCAUCGCUGUCCUCUCCAGCAUGGCUGCUGCGCAGCUCCACGCCCCCGUUGGCGAGCCCGCUGGCAACCCCAUCACUCGUCCUUUGAUCGAGGUUGUCCCUGCCUGCAAGGCCUUCACCAUCACCUGGCAGCCAACCACCACCAACACCAUCUCCCUGCUGUUGCUCCGUGGUCCUUCCACCAACGUGGUCCCCAUCCAGACUCUCGCUGAGGGCAUCAACAACUCCGGCUCCUUCCUGUGGACCCCCGCCUCCACCCUCGAGGCCGACUCCUCCCGCUACGGACUCCAGCUGAUCGACGACGUCACCGGCCAGUACCAGUACUCCACCCAGUUCGGUAUCUCCAAGGACGACUGCGCCGUUGUUGUCUCCUCCAGCUCCGCCGCGCCCGUCGUCCCCUCCAGCUCGGCUGCGCCCGUUGUGCCCUCCAGCUCCGCCGCCCCGGUUGCGCCCUCCAGCACCCCCGCCGGCUACCCCGUCGCCUCCUCCAGCGCCGCCGGCUACCCCGUUGCCCCCACCACCGUCAAGACCUCCGUAGCCCCCUACCCCACCACCGUCAAGACCGUUGCUCCCUCCGCCAGCGCCCCCGGCUACAACGGCACCAUCGUAAACCCCACCGGCUCGCUCCGCCCCUCUGCCACUGGCGCCGCCAACGGCACCUCGAGCGCGCUCCUGCCCGAGUCCACCGGCGCUGCUGCGUCGAUCAAGGCCGGUCUCGGCCUUGUCGGUGCCGCCGCCUUCGCUGCGCUCAUGCUGUAGAGUCCUCUCCCUCCAUUCAAGACCGCGCUUCCAGACAAAAUUUGCAAGGUGUAAUAGGGAUGUCGAUAAUGCCAUGAUGUGCUGCGUUCGGUUUGCGUUCCUUUUCUUCGAUACUCCUGGUGUUUAUUAGGGUAUAUACCAUUUACUUUGUUUCCGUUCCCCCGGUGGCUGGGGGCUGUAGAUACAGUAGUAAAUGCCAUGUGCGCUGCGUGCUCGAAAAGUUAAA